CCUCCACUAUUUAUUCGAAAUUUUUCGCCGCUCGGGAAAGACGUGAUUUGUCGUUGCGCCAGUGGAGGCUAUUUUUAAAACCGUCGCGGCGCUUGCAAACAAACCGCAUAUACAGUAAAAUAAAUCCAAGGAAUUUACUGAGAAAGAACGAGAAAUAUUAUAAAGGCCCAAGCACUUUGUGUAGUAUCUAAUCAUGAGCGGAGAUACGUACCAGAUAGAAACGCGUCGGCGGUCGCGUUCCAAGACCCCCUUCUUGAGGUCGAGCGAUGCCGGAGAGGAGGGACAUGUGCAACACCCCAAGAAGAAGUCGGCGGCCCCCAAUGUGCAAACGAUAGUGGAGGAGCAUAUAGUGGAAUCAAGCAGCAGUAAGCAGUCCCGGAGUAAGGCGUUCGCCCAGUUGACCUCGGACUACUCGAGCGACGACAUGACCCCGGAGGCCAAACGCAAGCACACCUCGUCCACGACCACGGUCACGUCCACCUUCACCAAGCGAUCGGGAGGAGCCACAUCGACGCCGCGGAACAGAAGCCAGCUGGAGACCACACAGAACACGCUGAACUCCGCCCAGGAGAAGCUGAAUCACUCCAACGGAAACCUUAGUUCGGGGAAUGUCAGCGAUUACCUGGCCUACAUCGAAUACAGGGAUGCCGGCGAGUACUGGAACAAAACUCCCAAGACGGACUACACCUACUCGGAGCUGUCCCCCCACCGCCGCCAAUUGGCCCCGGGCAUCGUGGCCAUGCCCAACAUGUCCAGGCGGAGCCUAGGAAACCACGACGAGCGCGUUAACUACAUGGUCCAGCAGAAUCCCGACCAGGAGGAGUUCAUUCGGCGUCGCUACCAGUCAAAGUAUGUCCAGCACGCGAACUACGACUCCGCAGACGAACUGGACGCCACCUUUGGGCAGCAGCAGAAGCAGAGCUGGUGGCUUAUCCGCCUAAUCCAGCUGGUUGUCAGCUCCGUCACCACCGUGUGGACUCGAGUGACCCACAUCUCGGCCACCGAGACGAAUGCCUACCAAAACUACUACGCUAGGCGUCAGGAGGUCGGAUUCCUGGGAAAAGUAAGCAAUGCCGUUGGAGGAGGAUUCGCGAGUUUGCUGCGCUAUUUGUACAUCUUCAUUGGAUCGGUUCUGAGUCUGGACACGUGGUUGCUGCGCUCCUCGGAUGCGGAUAACAAGUCGAAAAAGCGGUUCCUCAUAUUUUUGCUGAUUUUGCUGCCUUUGCUGCUGCUGGCGGGAUGGUUGUUGUUACAGGAGGAUCAACGCAUUGCUUAUGUUCAGCGAGCCGAAGCCCUUUUGCCGCUGCCACUCGCGCUCUUCGGUUCCCUGCAAAGUCGUUUGUCCAGUGCUGGAUCAUCCCUAAAGAGUUGGAUCGAGAUGCCCUCCAUCAGAAGUGCCCAGCAGGAAGCCGACGCCAUCAAAAUCAACAUGGAGAGCAUCGAGAGCAAUAUAAAGAAAGCCUUGACUGCAGAAGAAUACGAGAACAUAUUGAACCAUGUCAACAGCUACGUGCAGCAGUUGGUGGAACUGAAAAUGCAGCAGCAAUCGAAGCAACUACAGCCGCAACAGGUUCAACUCAUUGUUCAGCUGAUGAAGGAGAACCUGCAGCAGAUUUCACAGAAAACCCAGCUAACCGAGGAGGAUUUGGCUGAUCUGGCUGUUAAGCUGAAACUGGAGCUACAGAAGUCUGGAUGGCAGGAUAUGGCAAAACUAUCGCAAGCUAACCUGGAGGAGAUCACGAGCCUCAUUAAAUCAGAGCUUCACUUGCACGAAUCGCACUUCACAAUUCAACUGGAGAAAAUAGAUAUGCACGCCCUGCUGGAACGAAUCUUGUUGGCUCCGCAACUGGCUGAUUUUGUAGACGCUCGCAUUAGUCUUCGGGUGCAGCAGCUUGAGCCGAAAGAAAGCUCCGGCUCCAAUCCCGCAGAAAUCCACAUAGAUCGUCUGAACAAGGAGAUCGCCUUCAUCAAGUUGGCUCUCUCCGACAAGCAGGCGGAGAACGCCGAUUUGCACCAGUCGAUCAGCCAGCUGAAGCUCGGCCAGGAGGAUCUGCUUGAGCGCAUGCAGCAGCACGAGCUGGCCCAGGAUCGUCGCUUCAGCGGGCUGCUGGCCGAGAUCGAAACCAAGCUGGCUGCGCUCAACGACUCGCAGUUUGCUCUUCUCAACAAACAGAUCAAGCUCUCGCUGGUCGAAAUUCUGGGCUUCAAACAAUCCACCGCUGGCGGGGCCGCUGCCCAAUUGGAUGACGUUGACCUGCAGAACUGGGUGCGCAGUAUGUUCGUGGCCAAGGACUACCUGGAGCAGCAGCUGCUGGAGCUGAACAAGCGCACUAACAAUAACAUCCGCGACGAGAUCGAGCGCUCUAGCAUACUGCUGAUGAGCGACAUCAGCGAGCGGCUCAAGCGGGAGAUGCUCCUGGUCGUGGAGGCGAAGCACAACGAGAGCACCAAGGCGCUGAAGGGCCACAUUCGAGAGGAGGAGGUGCGCCAGAUAGUCAAGACGGUGCUGGCCAUUUACGAUGCCGACAAGACGGGUCUGGUGGACUUCGCUCUGGAAUCGGCGGGCGGCCAGAUUCUCUCCACGCGCUGCACCGAGAGCUACCAGACGAAAUCGGCGCAGAUUUCGGUGUUCGGGAUCCCUCUCUGGUAUCCCACGAACACGCCGCGGGUGGCCAUCUCGCCCAACGUGCAGCCAGGGGAGUGCUGGGCCUUCCAGGGAUUCCCCGGAUUCCUAGUGCUAAAGCUUAACUCGUUGGUGUACGUCACUGGCUUCACCCUGGAACACAUACCAAAGAGCCUGUCCCCCACUGGAAGGAUAGACUCGGCUCCCCGCAACUUCACAGUUUGGGGACUGGAGCAAGAAAAGGACCAGGAACCGGUGUUGUUCGGGGAGUAUCAGUUCGAGGACAACGGCGCCUCCCUCCAGUACUUUGCUGUUCAGAACCUGGACAUCAAACGGCCGUACGAGAUCGUCGAACUGCGCAUCGAGACGAACCACGGCCAGCCCACCUACACGUGUCUCUAUCGGUUUCGAGUGCACGGCAAACCGCCAGCGACAUAGAUCUGUCCAACCCCCUCUCUAGUGACCUAAGUACUGUCAGGUGUACAUAAUGUCUGUGCCUUAAAAAGGAAACUCAACAAUAUAUCACUGCGAGAAGUGGAUCAACUGCACCCAGCCGCCCUUAACUUAUGCAAACUACGUAAGAAGUAAGGCUAUAGCUUUUAAGUGUUUUGUACCAUAUCGUAGGAUUGAAGUGUUUAUUACGAAAUAAGGUUAAUUUGUAAAUAUCUAAGUUAAUCCAAUCCUUUGUCCAAAGGAAGUCCUGAAUAUUUAUUGAUAUUUAGUUUGUCCUUUAAAAAUCAAUCAUCGUUCCUUUAAGUCUCAUCUACUACGUAUUUUUAAUUUUAAUACGUUUGCCAUUCAAAAGCGUUUUGAACUAAAUAGUCAUAGUUUGCGUAAGCCGCACUCUUGCUUCAAAGCUAUACUUUAAGAUAUUAGUAAGCUAAAAUGUUUUACCAUGAAAACUUCCGAACCUAUUAUAAUUGCCAUAGCGAAUUAAAUUUAACUGAACUGGAAUCCCUCUGAAAUAGUGUCAAAUAAAACUGAAACUCACUAAAUAUCUCAGAUAUCUAUCGAAUGAACCUGCACAUACCUCACCCCAUACAAUAAAUCCAAUUCACCCUUUCUUAACUCGUCGUAUACGUUCAACAUAGUUCUAAAGAGUGAACCCAAAAAUAGUUGAUAACAUAAAUUAUGUACUUUUCUAUUGUUUUGCUCGUAAGUCUACUUAAUUGGUAUAGUUUGUCUUUACGUCGUUUGUUCAUUAAGCCUUCAUCCCAUUUUUUAAACAAUAAAUGCGUUGCUCGGAA
This is a messenger RNA of Drosophila ficusphila, 3870 nucleotides long. RefSeq lists its product as uncharacterized. Gene Ontology annotation, biological process: nuclear envelope organization. Gene Ontology annotation, cellular component: meiotic nuclear membrane microtubule tethering complex; nuclear envelope. Gene Ontology annotation, molecular function: protein-membrane adaptor activity. The record is from RefSeq and is a predicted model, not a curated record. Lineage: Eukaryota; Metazoa; Arthropoda; Insecta; Diptera; Drosophilidae.